Dioscorea cayenensis subsp. rotundata (Guinea yam) is the source of this 785-nucleotide messenger RNA. RefSeq names its product nudix hydrolase 13, mitochondrial-like. The coding region runs from base 91 to 687 and encodes 198 amino acids. Gene Ontology annotation, molecular function: pyrophosphatase activity. The record is from RefSeq and is a predicted model, not a curated record. The transcript is spliced from 6 exons. Lineage: Eukaryota; Viridiplantae; Streptophyta; Magnoliopsida; Dioscoreales; Dioscoreaceae. Gene Ontology annotation, cellular component: nucleus; cytoplasm.
CUCUUCUCUUCCAUGUUUCUUAUAUUGUUCUUGAGAUGAGCUUUGAGAAGAAAACCAUGAGAAUUUUUUUUCAUUUUUAAGGUUAAUAGGAUGGAUUUAAUAGCUCGAACGGGCCGACAUCGGCAGCGAUACGAUGAACAUUUUCGUCUUGUCGCAGGAUGCAUUCCUUAUAGAUUAAAGCAAAGUGUUGAGAACAGAGGCGGAGAUUGGUCGAAUAGAUUGGAAGUCCUCAUGAUUUCCUCGCCGAAUCGGCAUGAUCUUGUUUUCCCCAAGGGUGGUUGGGAGACCGACGAGAGUGUCUGUGAAGCAGCGUGUCGCGAAGCUUUAGAAGAAGCCGGAGUGAAAGGAAUCAUCAGUGAAACAAUAUUGGGAAUUUGGGAGUUUCGAAGCAAAAGCAGAGAGAAUAGUUGUAAUCUUGAAGGAGUUUGUAGAGGUUACAUGUUCGCGAUGGAGGUUACCGAAGAACUUGAAUGGUGGCCGGAGCAAUCCUGUCACCAAAGACGAUGGGUGGAUGUAAGGGAAUCAAUGCAACUAUGUCGAUACGAAUGGAUGCGCGAGGCUCUCGACGCUUGCAUUCGGUUUCUAUCCUCGAGGAAUGCUGCAUUGUCUACUACAAAGUGUGUGGACAACGCUAUCGAUGCGUAUAGUUCAUCGAUGGUGAAGCUAGAGGUUUCUUAUGUACCAUGAUACUUUAACUCUAGAGAUUGCUUAUGUACCAUGAUACUUUAACUAAUGUUAUUUCUGAGAGUCCUGAUAACUGGAUUCUAAGUUGAAUUCGGAGAUAU